GCACGACGGCGUCGCGUCGGAACUUCGGAGUUGAAUGCCGCUAUCGGGCGAGAGAGAGUGCGAGUCGUGAGAGGAGAGCCACGUUAGUGCGCGUUCAGCGACUUCAGCGUUGGCGUUGCAGUGUCAACACAAUUGAGCGGUACUCGGUAGCAUAUUGCGACGGGAAUUCGAUCGAGGCUCUGAUCGACACGAGGACAGCGGGAUGUCAAGCGGCGCGGACGAGUGCAGGCUGAAGGGCGGUCAUCCCCCGGCAGUCAAGGCGGGCGGCAUGAGGAUAACGCAGCACAAGACGCCGAAGGACGAGCGCGAGACGAAGCCGUCCAGCAAAGACGUCGAGGAGAGCAGGCCGUCCAGCAGUCCGCCGAAGACGAUAAUGAUCAGCGGCGCCCCGGCCAAAGGCAACGCAGAUUUCCCGCCGGAAGCGGUGCAACACUUCCACGAGAAGCCUGCACCGACGCACGACGCACGGCCGGCGCAUUGUUCGCGUCCCAUUAUCAUUCAGCAGCCCAGAAAGUGAGCCGUACUUUGCGAGCUGUCCGCCGUACUAGUGGACCUUGGUCCACAGUCACCCGUUAAAUUUACAAGGAAAAAAAAAAGAAGAUUACAAUUAUACAGAUACAUAUAUAUAUGGGAGAUAGGUAUAUAUUAUAUACAUAAGCGUACUUAAACAAGUUUUUAAAAUUGAAGAAUUUAAACUUUACGCGGCAGCGUUUGCACCGCUCGAUCCUUGAUCCUUUAAUCGAUGAUUAUGAUCCUUUUUUCUAAUAAGGCACAAGAAAAUUGUAAAUUUGGUUCAGAGAAAGAAAGCCGGGAUAAAUUCACGAUUGCGAAAGCUAUGAAAGAUGUUAACGAGCUGGGACGGGGGUCCAUUUUUGAGAAUGAAGAACGGGCAGGACCCGCGUAAACCGAUCGGUUAAAGGAUCGAGGAAGCUCGAUUUUUCUCGUACGCUGAAAUAUUAGAUGACCUCAGAGAUAUUACUAUAUAUCGUUGUUAAAAACAAAAGGGAAAAAAAAGUUUAUUUUUAACGCUAUGAGAUUUCUUGUAUCGGCAUUUAAGAUUCUAACGUACGCGGGCUUUCGCGAGUACGUCUCCGACUCGUUAUCGCACGUUUCAUCUUAUCGUUCCUCUUAUACCAGACACGAUACGUUCGCUAUGAUUGCAUUACCUACGAUCAAAGUAUUGUUGUAACGUAGUUACACGAUACUAUCACUAUUUUGGGGACCAGUACGUACUGCGACUCAUGACGGAACUUUCACAUUCAGUUGCAUUCUCAACUUUCGGAUCUUUUUUACUUUUCUCUUUGUAUCUGUCUGAUCAUAGCAUGGAAAAUCAGCCGUGUCAGUAUCGCUUUGAAUUUCAGGGAAUCGAAAUACUUUGUUAAUGUGAAUUAACGUUAACACAAGUUAAAUGUUAAUAUAUAUACGUUCAUGUAAGCGUGUAAAUGUCGAGCGAGAUUCGCAGUUGGCGAACAGUUUGUAUAACAUUUGAGAGGGAAUAAACAUAUAUGUACAUAA
This is a messenger RNA of Wasmannia auropunctata (little fire ant), 1515 nucleotides long. Its product is annotated as death-associated protein 1. NCBI's taxonomy places the organism in Eukaryota, Metazoa, Arthropoda, Insecta, Hymenoptera, Formicidae. The transcript is spliced from 3 exons. Gene Ontology annotation, biological process: apoptotic signaling pathway; negative regulation of autophagy; cellular response to amino acid starvation. The record is from RefSeq and is a predicted model, not a curated record. Gene Ontology annotation, molecular function: death domain binding. Bases 203 to 517 code for a protein of 104 amino acids.